Molecule: messenger RNA, 6487 nt
Organism: Macrosteles quadrilineatus (aster leafhopper)
Lineage: Eukaryota; Metazoa; Arthropoda; Insecta; Hemiptera; Cicadellidae
Product: putative vitellogenin receptor
Exons: 31
Coding region: 150-5702 (1850 amino acids)
Molecular function (GO): calcium ion binding; protein binding
Source: RefSeq, a predicted model, not a curated record
UCAAGCUUGAUCCUUCCUUUGCUCUUGUAGUCUGUGGCGAGUCUUCACAAGCAAAGGUCUUAGGCUACUUCAGUGCGCAAGAUUAUUACCAAUUUUGGAUAUAUUUCCCCAAAUAGAUUAUAUAUAAAUGCUCAAAGUAGAGCCUUAUUAUGUGGAAGUGGCUGUUUGCAUCCCUAGUUGUGUCUCAGUACGCAAACACAUUCACCUCAGCGGCUUUUGAAAAGUUCAAAGGCAGUGUGGGAUGUCCUCCUAUGCAGUUCCUGUGUAUGGACGGAGAGUGUAUCUCCGAGGAAAAACAUUGCAACGGACACCCGGAUUGUAUCGACGGAACUGAUGAACACAACUGCGACGUAAUAAGGUGUCUUGCGCCAAUGUACUUUGAGUGUGAUAACAACCGAUGCGUCAGUUCUUCGUUCGUCUGCGAUGAUGACAACGAUUGUGAAGACUGGUCCGAUGAAAAAAAUUGCAGCGAUCACAGUGCAGGAGAGAGAGUUGUAAGCACUUGCAGUCCUAGAGAGUUCCAGUGUUUAGAUAGGCUGUGCAUUCCUCAGAAUUGGGUUUGCGAUGGGAAGGCUGACUGUCUGGACUCCAGUGACGAAACCCUCGGCUGCAGCAAAAAUAUUACAUGUGAUGGUUUCAAGUGCAAGAAUCACUUUUGCAUCCCUCAAGAAUUUUACUGCGAUGGUGGAAAUGAUUGCGGUGACAAUUCCGAUGAAGAAAACUGCCCGCAAAGAGAAAUCACGAUGGAGGAGUGUUCGCUAGACAAGCGGUUGUUCUACUGCCACGACGGAGUGUUGUGUCUCGAGUUGUUUCAACUUUGCAACGGCAAAGAAGAAUGCCUGGAUGGAUCCGAUGAGGGCGGCCGCUGCAAUGAAACUGGCAUGUGUUCCAACUCCAGUUGUCCUCACGACUGUUACCCCUCACCCAACGGACCUCUCUGUGCAUGUCCUAAGGGAACGUUCAAUGAUGGACACACUUGCCAAGAUGUAAACGAGUGUGAGCAGUUUGGAAUUUGUGAUCACAAGUGUAAAAACUUCAAGGGAGGAUACCAGUGCUACUGUGAUCCCGGCUAUCAACUGCAACCAGACAAGAGGACCUGCAAAGCUGAAGGACCGGAAGGCCUGUUGCUGUUCUCGUCGCACAAACAGAUCCGAGCGUACUUCCUGACAUCGGAGGUGUACUACCCAGUGGCCAAGGACCUGUCGCAGGUGACUGGGGUGGCGUACGACGGAGAACAUGUCUACUGGACCAACGUCUACCAGGGUGAGGAGGCAAUCAUGAGGGCAGUGGAGGACGGCAGUCAGAAGGAGGUCGUCAUAACAGCAGGUCUCGGUACUCCAGAAGAUCUUGCGCUGGACUGGGUGACUAAGAACAUAUACUUCACAGACUCCAAGUUCCAACACUUAGGCGUCUGUUCCAACGAGGGAACAACGUGUACAGUCCUUCACAACCGCGACAUCGACAAACCUCGUGGCAUCUGUCUGUCACCGCUCCAAGGCCUGAUGUACUGGUCAGACUGGGGUAACCGGCCAUUAAUUGCUCGCUCUGGCAUGGACGGUUCAGAGGUCUUUGACUUUGUCACCAAAGACCUCCACUGGCCAAACGGCCUCACCAUCGACCACGGCAACGAGCGCCUCUAUUGGGUGGACGCCAAGCUUCUAGUCAUUGAAUCCAUUAAGCUUGACGGAACUGAUAGAAGGGUGGUUUUGUCGGAGGCUAUCAAGCACCCGUACGCAGUGGCUGUGUUUGAGAGCAACAUCUACUGGAGUGACUGGACUGGUCAGGAGAUACUCAGAUGUAACAAGUUCACUGGCAAGGACAGACACACUGUGAUACGAGAGAAAAACAACCGCAUCUUCGGCGUUCACAUAUAUCACCCAGCUAUGAUGAACACUACUGUACGCAACCCGUGCAUAGACGCAGGCUGUAGUGACUUGUGUCUGCUGGCGCCCAAGUCCCAGCGCCGCGGCUACACCUGCCAUUGUCCCCAAAACAAGCUGUUGGCGCCCAACAAUCACGCCUGCGAGCAAGUACUCAAGAGCCUGUCCCUGGUGGUAGGUGCCGGCAACACUCUCAUGGAAGUGGAACAUCAACACCUGGGUCGACUAUCGGCAACGCCCCUUCCCCUCCGCGAUGUCUACAAGAUCGGGGCCAUUGCCUACAACGCCUUCAAUGGUCACAUCGUCAUCUUUGACUCGGCAGACAAGAAGAUUGUCUCUCUGGACCGUAUGUCAGGUGAAACUACGGUGCUGCUGUCUAGUGACCUGGGCAAGGUGGAGGGGAUGGACGUUGACCCGUAUGGUCACAACCUCUAUUGGGCCGACUCCGAGAGACAGACUGUUGAAGUGUUCUCUCUUAACACGCAUGAACGCAAGGUGUUACUGAGGGACCUCGGCGGAGAAAGUCCUGUGGGCAUCACACUGGUGCCUGAUCAAGGGUUCAUGUUCGUGGCACUCAUGGGUCCCAAGGUCGUGCACAUUGACAGGUUCAGUAUGGACGGAGAGCAGAAGACCCAUGUACACAUCGCAGAGAACAACGUGCUCGGACCGAAUGUGGCCCUCACCUACGACAAGGGCUUGAACUACGUCUUCUGGUCGGACUCAGGGACCGGACACAUUGAGGCUGUGGACGUCGAAGGUAUGAAACGAAUCAAGAUUCGAGAGCUGUACAACUCACCGAUGGAUAUAGCUGUGGUUGCGGAUGAUAUAUUUUGGACCAAUCAUGGAUCAGCAAAUUUGCUUUGGGUAAACAAGUACGAUGAUGACGCGGACAGCAGCAAACAGCUCAAGUUGGACUUUACCCACGGGCUCGAGUCUGUGAGGUUGGCAGCAGUGACUGGCCUAGUGUCUGGGAAUGAUCAUCCUUGCCAAAAGAACAACGGAGGCUGCAGUCACAUCUGUCUCUUGAAGCCCAACAAACAGGUGUGUGCUUGUCCCUUUGGCAUGGUACUGACUGAGGACAGCCGCACAUGUGAGAUGCCCAAGCAUUGUCAGGUGGGACAGUACCGCUGUACCUCAGGAGAAUGCAUCUCAGUGGCUCUACGAUGCAACCAUCGCGUCGACUGUCAUAGCGGGGACGAUGAGCUCAACUGUAAGACGUUCACUCUGCAGUGCACUCGAGGAACCUUCUCUUGUCACAACGGGGAGAAAUGUCUCGACCAUGAGAAACGCUGCGAUGGCACGACAGAUUGUCAAGACGGAUCUGACGAAGUCAACUGCUUCACUGAGUCCAGUACUUGCAAACCUGGUGAGUUCCAAUGCAAGAGUGGCCCCUGCAUCCCAAUGUCCUGGAGGUGUGACGAUACCAAAGACUGUGAAGAUGAGUCUGAUGAGCUACAAUGUGAUAAAACAACUUGUCACCCGGAGAAAGAAUUCAGAUGUACGAGCGGUACUUGUAUCCCCUCAAGCUGGGAGUGCGACGGCCAACCAGACUGUAGCGACGCGUCAGACGAACAUGACAUUUGUGUAACCCAGAGCAGCUGUGCGCCUGAUCAGCUGGUGUGCAACAAUGGCCGCUGUGUAGAUCGUCAGUUGAUCUGCGAUGGACGGGACGACUGUGAGGAUGGGACAGACGAGACAGACUGUCGCGGAGCCACAGCUUUGGCCGAGGAGGAGGGUCAGGUCCCUCGACAUAUUGAUGAGACCACCUCGCCGUCUCAGCGGCUACAGUGCAACGACACGGAGUUUGUGUGUGACAUCUGCCUACCUUCUACUGCCAGAUGCAAUGGGACGGCAGAAUGUCUCCGGGGAGAGGAUGAGACAGGAUGUGACGGAUGUCUGGAGCACCAAUUCCAGUGUCCGGAGACUGGCCGAUGUAUCCCGCAGGAGUGGACGUGCGACAGAGCCAACGACUGCGGUGACAACUCAGACGAGGACCCUUCACUGUGUCAGCAUCGCGGCAUUGCUAACAAAGCCCUCGGUCACGGUAUAUCUGAGUGCCUUGAGUUCACAUGUAAGAAUAAGAAGUGUUUGCCAUUCAUCAAAGUGUGUGACGGCAAAGCAGAUUGUGAGGACGGAAGUGACGAAGGAGGCAGAUGUGGUCGAGGUUGUGCUGAUGCUGGGUGUAUGGACAAAUGUCAAGAGACACCCAGCGGCCCCAAGUGUGCAUGCUUCCACGGCUAUCAGCUGAGCGGUGACAGCAAGAGCUGCACAGAUGUUGACGAGUGUGCGCUCGGCAUCUACUGCUCUCAGUUCUGCCACAACACACCCGGCAGCUUCUCCUGCAGCUGUCAAUACCCUGACUACCAACUACGUGAAAACCGCAUGACCUGCAAAGCCAAGGGUCACGAAAUGGCUCUUGUGUUUGCUACCAACAACGAGAUACGCUACGUGACACAGACACGAUCAAAACUUGGGGUGAUUCAUAAAUCUCAAACACGGAACUUUCAAGUCUCAGGACUGGACGUUGACUCUCGGAGACGCUGCAUUUACUGGAGUUCAGCAACAGUGGGGACUAUCACACGCAGUUGCAACAAGAACGAGACAUCGAUGACAUCACUGGUGAGACCAGGCAAGCUGGCUGUGGAUUGGGCAACUGAAAACGUGUAUUUUGUGGAGAGGGAUCACAUAGUGAAGGUGUGCAACUUCAACGUAGGCAAGUGUUCCAUCGUCGUCAAAGCAGCUCCUGAAGUCACCAUAGACACACUUGCUGUUGAUCCUACCAAGAAGUUGAUGUUCUGGACGGAGAGCAUGGGGCUAGGAGAGGUGAAGAGUGUGUUGAAGCGAGCAGACAUGUCAGGAGCCGCAGUGUCUAUAGUGUUGGGUGAGGGACUCCACCGAGUGACCGAUAUUGUACUGGACCCUCUACAUCAGCUGGUCUACUGGCUCGAUGCAGACAAGCGCGAGGUUGAGCGCAUCUCCUACAACGGCACCAACAGACAAAGCCUCUUUGCCUCCCCGGAUACGCCAAUGAAACUGGCUUUGUUUGAACACUACGUGAUGUGGCUAGUGGAGGCUCGGUCCACAGUACGUCGCCAACACCUCGAUACGUACGGCAACGUGUGGCAGUGCGCGGUGAGUGGCCCGACUGCAUGGCGCUGUGAUGUCAUCCGCGUGGACGCCACGGCUCCUGCCAUGUUCACCGUCAUGCAGGAGGCCAACCAAGAGCUGGUCCAGAGUGAGUGCAGUUCUUGUUCACAUCUGUGUGUGACGGGUCCCACCUGUCUAUGUGCUAAUGGCACACGUGUCAAGCCUGGCCAGGAAUGCCCCUCGAUGUCCGUCGGGUCACCCGUCUUCAUCACCAAGGUUCCUGCUGACUCUUCUUCUCCGAGUUUGCUUUGGACACUGUUCAAGAUCACGUUGCUAACCUGCAUAAUCAUUCCCAUCGCACUUGCGCUGUUUGUGCUGCGUUACGACAUCAUGGCUUUGCUUCAUUCCUGCAUCAGUGCUACUAUCAACGCUACCAGCAAGCCAGUCUUCUCAAACAUCCACUUCAACAACCCAGCGUACAACGUCAGUGCCAGCCAUUUGGAGACAGUGUUUCAUCACUCGAGGCUGACUCCUGGGGAACAUCAGUACGAGAACCCCAUCACCUCGGACAAUAUUUCAGACGGAACACAGAGUACAAUCACAAAUGAAAUCAACGAAACCAAGAAACCAAAGGUCAUAGAGUUCCAUGUCACUGACUUUGUCGAUGGCGAUUCUGCGAGCCUUGAAUAUUCAGAAGCCAUCGGAGAAUCUCACAAAACUCCACUCAUAAGAUAAAAUUCAGCUACAACUGUUAUACAUUGUUGUUUGUUAUAUUUAUAGAGAUAUUUAUUUAUUUUUAAGUUUUACAUUUUAGCGUGAAACUAUUUUAAGAUAUUGUAAAAUUUGCAAGUAGUACCUAUAUAUUUUGUGUCAGAUGUUUAGUGUAGUGUAUGACUAGUGAGAUUGUGGACAUACUAGACGAAUCGUGAUGCACUAUCUGACCGCGUUUAUCUGAUCUCUGUGAUAUAAGAAUGCAUUCUCUUUUUAAGCUUAGAAGAUUAAGAAAAUAAUACUCUUGGAAGUAAACUGAGCUUGAACCAAUUAACUUAAAUUUAUGACAUAAUUUUUUAACAUGUCAAAAAGACAAUGCCUAUCUUGAAAAGACUAAAACUAAUUUUGCAGCCCUUUCCUAUACUGACAGUCAGAUAUUAUCCUUUCAUAGUUAUUUUUUAGGAAACAAUCUAAUAAUAUCUUUUCUCUAUUAUUUCUUUUUGGACAUUAUGAUGGUAACAAACACCUAAUGGAAUGUUUGUUCAAUAAUUCCAGCGCUCAUCAUAUACAUAACAGAUUAUCAGUUAUUUUAAAAUAUUUUAAAUUGAGUGUAAUGCAUUUUAUACGGGUCUCUUGCUUGAUUCUUCACAACUAAAAGACUGUAAAAAUUGAUAUAACAACUAAUAAGUGAUUUGUAAAAUGACAAAUACAAUGUGAAGACUGAAUAUUAUUAUAAUUUAUAGAUAUGUAUAUUUUAAGGUAUAUUUAAGUGUAUAUUUAAGAAUAUUUUGUAAAUGUCAAUACAAUUG